AUGUCGGAUGUAGGUCUGGAGCACGAUGCAUACCACGCGGAGGAAAUGACGCCGGAGCAGCUAAUCACAGAGGAGAAGCUAAGUACUCAAUAUGUUGGAAUAAAUCUGGUUUGCAUGAUCGAAGUUAUUUUAGGAACAACUGGGAGGAAACAAGGCACAUCUUCAAAGGCAGCAUCCUUACCCUCCACCGAGUCAUUGCUCUGCAAGAUAUGGCUUGUGAGUACCAGCAGAUGCUUGAGAUUCUUAGAAAGGCCCCAUUUUUUGGCAGAUGGCGUGCUAAGCCAGGAUCCGUUGAUUCGUUUACAGUUCCACGGUGAUGACCAGAUCUUGAGGUUCUAUGCUGCAUCGCAGAGGCUGGUUCUUGAAGUUUCUUGAUUUCAUCACAAUUUUAGCAGUUUUGUGUACCAACUCUUUCAGCUUAUUUGUAGCAUGUGUGCUUCUGCACAAUACUGAAGUUUUGAACAGUGUUAGCCUGUAACAAACCUAUAAAGCCCUAUGAUGUUUGGCACCAUGAGGUGUUUAUAUGGAUCGGUAACUCUGUAACUCUUAUUAUUUUAAUUGUUGGAGAGGAAAAGAAAAGUAGAAGGAAUUGGCACACAAUAAAUAUGUUAACUCUA
Messenger RNA from Hordeum vulgare subsp. vulgare (domesticated barley), 617 nucleotides. RefSeq lists its product as uncharacterized. The record is from RefSeq and is a predicted model, not a curated record. NCBI's taxonomy places the organism in Eukaryota, Viridiplantae, Streptophyta, Magnoliopsida, Poales, Poaceae. Bases 1 to 375 code for a protein of 124 amino acids. The transcript is spliced from 3 exons.